Tachyglossus aculeatus (Australian echidna) is the source of this 3470-nucleotide messenger RNA. RefSeq names its product protocadherin alpha-C2-like. The coding region runs from base 166 to 3114 and encodes 982 amino acids. Gene Ontology annotation, cellular component: plasma membrane. The record is from RefSeq and is a predicted model, not a curated record. Gene Ontology annotation, biological process: homophilic cell-cell adhesion. Lineage: Eukaryota; Metazoa; Chordata; Mammalia; Monotremata; Tachyglossidae. Gene Ontology annotation, molecular function: calcium ion binding. The transcript is spliced from 4 exons.
CUGACAAAGGAAAUACACGGAUCAUCCCGGGCUUGAAAAAGCUCCAUUUUGAAAGAGAAGGAGAAGAGAAGCAGGGAGACUGGAUUGCAGGAGGGGGUUUCGCGGGAUUCUGGAGACUUUGGAGCGAUGGACCAGUGACCUGAGCCUGGGAUACAGGUUUGUGCGAUGCUGGUCCCGCGGGGCGGCGGCCGGGGGAGCCGGCGGCGGCUGCUGACCGCGGUCCUGCUGCUGGUCACAGCCUGGGCCGGGGGGAGCGGCCAGCUCCAUUACUCGGUGCCGGAGGAGGCGAAACACGGCACGUUCGUGGGCCGCAUCGCGCAGGACCUGGGGCUGGAGGUGGCGGAGCUGGUGCCGAGGAUGUUCCGGGCGGUGUCCCAGGGCCGCGGGGACUAUCUGGAGGUGAAUCUGCAGAACGGCAUCCUGUUCGUCAAUUCGCCCAUCGACCGGGAGGAGCUGUGCGGCCGGAGCCCCGCCUGCAGCAUCCACCUGGAGGUGAUCGUGGACAAGCCGCUGAGGGUCGACCAUGUGGAGGUGGAGGUCAAGGACAUCAACGACAACCCGCCCAUCUUCCCGGUAACACAAAAAACUCUGUUGAUUGCAGAGUCAAGGCUGCCAGAUUCGAGAUUCCCGCUAGAGGUCGCUUCUGAUGCAGAUAUCGGAGUGAAUUCUAUCCUGACCUAUAAACUGAGCGGUAAUGAUUACUUCGCUUUGGAAGUACGAACCAAAAAUGACCGAACUAAAUCCGUAGAUCUUCUUUUAAGGAAAUCUCUGGACAGGGAAGAAGUUCCCGAGCAUCACUUGGUCCUGACGGCCACAGACGGGGGCAAACCCGAGCUGACGGGCUCGGUGGAACUGGUGGUGACGGUUCUGGAUGCGAAUGAUAACGCCCCGCAGUUUGACCGAUCCGAGUACGAGGUAAAAUUAUUAGAGAAUACCGCAAACGGGACACUAGUCAUCAGAUUGAACGCCUCUGACCAGGAUGAAGGAAUUAACAAGCUUAUAAUGUAUUCGUUUAGUAAUCUUGUUCCGGCUGAAGUGAAAGAUGCCUUCACCAUUGACAUGGAAACAGGAGAGAUCAGAGUGGCGGGCGAAUUGGAUGCCGAAAACAUCAAUUCAUAUGAAAUCCCUGUGGAGGCUGUUGACAAAGGAAAUCCACCUUUAUCCGGCCACUGCAAAGUUUUAGUGGAAAUCUUGGACACGAAUGACAACGCCCCCGAGAUAACGGUGACGUCUCUGUCAUUACCCGUCCGGGAGGACGCCCCGCCCGGCACGGUGAUCGCGCUGAUCAGCGUGUCCGAUCGAGACUCCGGGGCCAACGGGCAGGUGAUGUGCACCCUGGCGCCCCCCGGGCCGUUCGGGCUGGUGUCCACCUUCAAGAAUUACUAUUCGCUGGUCCUGCAGGGCCCCGUGGACCGCGAGAGCGUGGCGGCCUACGAGCUGCGGGUGACGGCGCGGGACGGCGGGGCCCCGGCGCUGGAGGCCACGGCCAGCGUGGCGGUGGCCAUCGCCGACGUGAACGACAACGCGCCGGCCUUCGCGCAGCCCGAGUACACGGUGCUGGUGAAGGAGAACAACCCGCCGGGAAGCCACAUCUUCACCGUGUCGGCGCGGGACCCGGACGCGCGGGAGAACGCGCUGGUGUCCUACUCGCUGGUGGACCGGCCGGUGCGGGAGCGGCCCCUGUCCAGCUACGUGUCGGUCCACGCGGAGAGCGGGCGCGUGUACGCGCUGCAGCCGCUGGACCACGAGGAGCUGGAGAUGCUGCAGGUCCAGGUGUGCGCCCGCGACGCGGGGGUCCCGGCGUUGGACAGCAACGUGACGCUGCACGUGUUCGUGCUGGACGAGAACGACAACGCCCCUCUCGUGCUGCCCCCGCAUUCCGGGGCGGCCGCCGCGCCCUCGUGGUCCUCCGCGGCGUCGAGCUCCCGGUCCGGCUCCCCCGGGGCGUCUCCGCCGGGUCCGGAGCUGGUGCCGCAGGGGGCCGGGCCGGGGCACCCGGUGGCGAAGAUCCGCGCGGUGGACUUGGACUCGGGCUACAACGCGUGGCUGGCGUACGAGCUGCGGGCGUUGGGCGGCGGGGCCGGGCGCGGCCCCUUCCGCAUCGGGCUGUACACGGGCGAGAUCAGCACGGCGCGGGCCCUGGACGAGGCGGACGGGCCGCGGCACACGCUGCUGGUCGUGGUGCGGGACCACGGGGAGCCGGCGCUGCGGGCCACGGCCACGGUCAGCGUGUCGCUGGUGGACCACGGCGGGCAGGACGCCAAGGCGGCGGCGGCGCGGGCGGCGGCGGCGCGGGCGGCGGGGGCCCCGGGGGGCGGCCCGCGGGCGGCCCUGGGGGACGUGAACGUCUACCUCGUCGUGGCCAUCUGCGCCGUGUCCGGCCUGUUCGUGGUGACCGUGCUGCUGUACGCGGCGCUGCGGUGCUCGGCGCCCCCGCGCGGGCUGUGCGGGCCCGGCCCGCCGGCCCUCGUCUACUCCAGCGCCGUGGGCAGUUGGUCCUAUUCUCAGCAAGGUCGCCGGCGGCGACCCAACGCCUGUGCGGGGGACGGGGCCGCCAAGAGCGACCUCAUGGCUUUCAGCCCCAACAUGCCACCCUGCCCGGGACCCCGGGACAGCGGGGAACAGCCAGGGAUCGGCCCAGAGGACUCGGGAAAGCCGAAGCAGCCCAAUCCAGACUGGCGUUAUUCUGCAUCGCUCAGAGCUGGAAUGCAUAGCUCUGUGCACCUGGAGGAGGCUGGUAUCCUGCAUGGCCGGCUUGGGGGACCUGAUCAGCAGUGGCCAACCGUAUCCAGUGCGAAUACAGAGCCAGAGGCGGGAGAGGUGUCACCUCCAGUGGGAGCCGGGGUCAACAGCAACAGCUGGACCUUUAAAUACGGACCCAGCAACCCCAAACAAUCCGGCCCCGGUGAGUUGCCCGACAAAUUCAUUAUCCCGGGAUCCCCCGCCAUCAUCUCCAUCCGACAGGAGCCGCCCAAGAACCAAAUUGACAAAAGUGACUUCAUAACCUUUGGCAAGAAGGAAGAAACCAAGAAAAAGAAGAAAAAGAAGAAGGGGAACAAGGCCCAGGAGAAAAAAGAAAAGGGGAACAGCACCACGGACAACAGUGACCAAUAGAGGAAGGCCCAAUGGAAGCAAGCCACUUAGCCAGUUUUGUAACCAUGGCGACUCUCUCCUAUGUAGCAACUCCUCCAACCCACACCAUCCCUGUCCUUCCCCCAACUUCCACAGUCAUUCGGAAGUUCACGGUGUCUGUCUAGAUUGCUUAACGGGGUUUUGUCUGUCCUUAACCUGCUGUUAACUCUUUCUCUCCACUCUGGCUUGUUUUCAGAAUCUAAAAAGCAGACCCAAGUUUCCUUUCUCCUCCGCCGAAAAGGAGACCCCUCCCAGCCCCGCCAGUGAGAGGUUUGGACUCUUGUGGUUCCUGGGAUCCUGUCUUGAUGACACUUGCAGGGCUGGCUUAAAGGUCUUGA